This is a messenger RNA of Linum tenue, 312 nucleotides long. The record is from the annotation of a GenBank genome assembly. Lineage: Eukaryota; Viridiplantae; Streptophyta; Magnoliopsida; Malpighiales; Linaceae.
GCCUUGGUGUUAAUGGAUCUGAGAUGCAUGAGCAGAGUUGAUUUAUCCAGUUUCCAUAAAUGUUGUAACCCAAGGGGACGAUACAAAAGAAGAAGCCAAAAUAGAAAGAAUGACAAGCCAUUGAAUGGCGAACAGGAGCAAGGAAACAGUGAGGAUUCAAUGGGGAAACUCAAAUUCCACGGAUUUGGGUCACUUUUAGACUGCUACAAUUUCGGAUUUUCCUGUUUACAGAUAAUUUAUAUUAUGUGUUUUUUUGUUAGAUUUAUUUAGUCUAUGGAAUCUGGUUUGUGCAAAGUUGAGGUCUGAGUUGAC